AUGAAUCGUCAAUUCAAUACGCCUUCUCCUGUCGUAUUUCCAGCAGCAUCUCCUACACCUAAAUUAUACAGCACACCCAGCAAGAAGCUGCCACAAGUGGAGGCAUGGCAAGACAUUAUCGGCAUAGAAUCCGUGCCACAGCAACAGAACAUUUAUCAGCAUCCUUUUGACCAUCAACAAGCUCCACAGCAAUACAAUUACAGCAGCAGAGAAAGAUCAGCGCAUCAGCAACAUACCACUUCUAUUUCACCACUGUCUGUCAUGAUGGAAAGCGACAUACUGCUGGAUGACGAAGAUAUAUCCUCCUACAGAUUCAGCGAAGACGAGUUUCUGUCUUCUAUUAUAUCAUCUUCUACCGCUUCAUCAAGACAAUCAUCCCCGCUUAAUCAGCGCCACCGUCUGCGUCGACCUGUUUCCUACACAUCACCUUCGCCUUUACAACAGCAAAAAAUCAUGGAGGAAGAACAGCAAGAGAGCGAAGAGAAGCCAAUUAUAGGCAUCCCGUUUGAGCCAGCACCCAAUGUGGAUCCGAUUCAUGAAAGAAUGCCUAUGAGAAGAUUCUCUUUCAGUAAUGGCACGGAUGCCCAUAUCAAAUCAAUGAGCAACAGCAGCAGAAGCAACACUAAAUUGGGCUCAUUCAUGUCUCGAUUCAAAAAGGCUGCAACUUCUGGAAGAUCUACAUCGUCCUUGUUUAAAUAA
This is a messenger RNA of Mucor velutinosus, 699 nucleotides long. RefSeq lists its product as uncharacterized. NCBI's taxonomy places the organism in Eukaryota, Fungi, Mucoromycota, Mucoromycetes, Mucorales, Mucoraceae. The coding region runs from base 1 to 699 and encodes 232 amino acids. The transcript has a single exon. The record is from RefSeq and is a predicted model, not a curated record.